Nicotiana attenuata is the source of this 1892-nucleotide messenger RNA. Its product is annotated as AT-hook motif nuclear-localized protein 8-like. Lineage: Eukaryota; Viridiplantae; Streptophyta; Magnoliopsida; Solanales; Solanaceae. Gene Ontology annotation, molecular function: minor groove of adenine-thymine-rich DNA binding. The record is from RefSeq and is a predicted model, not a curated record. Bases 272 to 1564 code for a protein of 430 amino acids. The transcript has 5 exons.
GCAGUCGCCAGACAGAUCCGCAAGCACAAAAAUAAAAAAAAAAUCAUAAAACCCUAAAAUUCCAAUCUGCGUCUUCCCCCCUUAGUCCAACUUCUCCUCCGCUUUUCACUGUUUUCACCCUCUCUCCCCCCCACUCUUCUCUUUUUCCUCAUUUUGUACUCUCUCACUCCACAGUAGUAGGUAUUCAGUGGACAGAAACAGUACCUUCCCCUACCCCCCUUGAUUACAUUUUUGAAAACUCCCUUUUUUCACCAGAAUAAUUCUGUGUUCCAUGGAUUCCCAAGAAUCACAAGCGGGUCACCACCAAAAUCAACACCAUCACCAAUCCCCACACCCCCAUCUUCAUUCUUUCCCUCAACACCACCAAAACCAACACCACCAACAUCAUACACCGCCACAUGGCCAUCCUAUGAUGAUGGCACGACCCCAACAACAACAUCAACCCCCACAACAUCAACAUCCACAACAUCAACAACAACAGCACCCACAACAGCAGCAACAAGCCAACUCCUAUGCUGUAUCCAACAAUGUUCCAACACAUAACAACAACAAUUCUUCUGCCAUGAUGCAACAGCUUCAACACCAGCAGCAGCAGCACCAACACCAGAACCAGCAACAGAAUUCUGGGUUCCCCUUUAAUUCAGUGGCGAAUACUGCUUCUGCUUCUGCAGUCCAACAACCCAAUCUUGAUUACUCAGAUGCAUCAUCUCCUAGGGCAGCUACUACUGGGUUCAGCAUUGAGCCUGCCAGGAAGAAAAGGGGCCGACCCAGAAAGUAUUCUCCUGAUGGUAACAUUGCUUUGGGUCUCUCUCCUACUCCUGUUACCCCUAUUUCUUCUGUGGUGCCGACGAAUACAGAUUCUGGGGGUGGUGGUGAUGUGGAGGGUACAUCUUCAGAGAACCCGUCCAAAAAGGCCCGAGGAAGGCCUCCUAGUUCUUCAAAGAAACAGCUUGAUGCUUUAGGUGCAGCUGGAGUCGGCUUUACGCCCCAUGUGAUCACAGUGAAUGUUGGGGAGGACAUAGCAUCAAAAAUAAUGGCCUUCUCCCAGCAGGGGCCACGUACAGUUUGUAUACUAUCUGCGAAUGGAGCCAUCUGUAACGUCACCCUUCGCCAACCAGCAAUGGGAGGUGGCACUGUGUCCUACGAGGGCCGAUUUGAAAUCAUCUCCUUGUCAGGUUCCUUCCUGCGGUCGGAAAGUAAUGACAGCAGCAGAGCAAGUGGUCUAAGUGUGUCGCUGGCUGGUUCAGAUGGUAGAGUAUUGGGUGGUGGAGUUGCAGGAAUGCUUAUGGCUGCCACACCCGUGCAGGUAAUUGUAGGUAGCUUCAUUGCAGAAGGAAAAAAGCCAAAGUCUAAGGCACCAUCUUCGACACCACCAUCCAAUAUGUUGAAUUUUGGUGCUCCAGUCACAGAAACGAGCCCUCCUUCUCAGGGUGCCUCGAGUGACUCAUCUGAUGAAAAUGGCAACAGUCCUUUCCACCAUGAACCUGGACCCUUUGUUAAUGCUGGCCAACCUAUGCAUGGUAUGUCUAUGUUUGCAAAUAUGGGCUGGCCAAAAUCACUGUGAAAAAUGCUUCCUUAGUUGACAUGGCCAAUGAUAUUUGACUUUCCUCAUUCCCUACAAUAGAGUUGGCAAUAUAUUCGCGAUGCUAACAAGCAGAGUAUAGGCGUUUCUUGAGUUCUCGACUUGAGCUUAUUUUCCUUCUUUUUCCCCCCUUACCUUUCCCCACUUUAAUAUUUUUCCUUUUGGUAUGUAGUUGAUUUGUACUAGCUGAGGUAAAAAGCAUGGCUGAUUUACAGAAAGCCAUUUUCAUGGUCGCUUAGGUGACAUUUGCUUGAGUAUUUGUUUUAACUUUGUAACUUCUUUUAGGAAUUACUCCCUCCGUUCACUUUUA